CAGAAAACUAGUGUGGAUCAUAGCCGUUGACAAGGUCCGGUGGGGCUGACAUCGCCUUUGGCGAGGGCCUCACCGGAGACCAAAAUCAAAGAAGGGAAGUUUAAUUAGAGAAGAUGAUGGGGUGCAUGUGGCCUUGUGCUGCUGCCGCCAUUGCUACAACUACAGCAGCUGCGAUGGGGAGUGGGCCUGGAAGGAGGGGAUGGUGGCUGUUCCGAUCAAAGGUGAGGUGCCCAGUGGAGGUGGUGCGUCAUUCAAGGGACCUGCUUAGUUAUGUUUUGCAAGACUGAGAGGCUCACAGCAACAAUCGUGACCCCAAGCGUGAACAAAAAGUGAUGGCAGAUCUAAGAAAAAGCAUAAGGGAGAUGAAGUGCAUCCUAUAUGGCAAUGGUGAUGCAGAUCCUGUCACUGAAGCUUGCACAAAUUUGACCAAGGAAUUCUUCGAAGACAAUACCAACACCCUGCGUCUACUAAUUGUUUGCCUUCCCUAUUUGGACUUAGAAACUCAAAAGGAUGUUACACAAGUUAUUGCAAAUUUACAAAGGCAAAAGGUAGAUUCGAGGAUUAUUGCAUCUGAUUACCUAGAAGCUAACAAAGACCUUUUGGACAUUCUAAUGUUUGGAUAUGAAAACAUGGAGAUUGCAAUACAUUAUAGCACGAUGUUAAGGGACUGCAUACGCCACCAAGUUGCUGCUCGGUAUGUAUUAGACUCUGAACAUAUGAAGAAGUUCUUUGAUUACAUACAAAUUCCUGACUUCAACAUAGCAUCAGAUGCCUUCAGGACUUAUAAGGAACUAUUGACAAGGCAUAAAUCAAGCGCUGCUGAGUUCUUUUCCAGGAAUUAUGAUUGGCUCCUGGGAGACAUUCUUUUGGAUAGGUCAAACAGCCCUGUGAUGAUUUGCUAUGUUAGUUCAAAGGAGAACCUGAUAAUUCUAAUGAACCUUCUAAGGGAACAAAGCAAGGCUAUUCAAGUCGAGGCUUUCCAUGUCUUCAAACUGUUUGCCGCCAAUCAAGACAAGCCACCUGAGAUUGUCAGCAUACUGUCCGCCAACAAAAACAAGCUUAUUAGGUUUUUAGGAGACUUCUCCCUAGAUAAAGAGGACCAACAAUUUGAGGACGACAAAGCUAAGGUCGUUGCAGAGAUCUCGAUGCUAUAACUGAAGAAUUGGAGAAUUGGAUGAGCCUAUGUUGUUUGUUUUUGUUGGUGUCAGAUCACAAACUAAAUUAAUGCAAAGUUGUUUCUUCCUUCCUAAUUUUGGGCCACGAGGAACAUGAUGCGCCACAUGCAUCUUCACCUAUGAAGUUAUGAGUAAAUUUCACUAACUAAUUAAUGUCAAUUUAAAAGAAUCAGAAAAAAAUACAUCAUAUUCA
Molecule: messenger RNA, 1368 nt
Organism: Panicum virgatum (switchgrass)
Lineage: Eukaryota; Viridiplantae; Streptophyta; Magnoliopsida; Poales; Poaceae
Product: putative MO25-like protein At5g47540
Exons: 10
Coding region: 333-1154 (273 amino acids)
Biological process (GO): intracellular signal transduction
Molecular function (GO): protein serine/threonine kinase activator activity
Source: RefSeq, a predicted model, not a curated record